UAAUACAGUGCGGGCACAAAUCAACCGUAGGUACUCUAUUAGCUCCAUUAUUAAUUAUCGUAAACUCUCUCUUCGUCUUAGGGCGUUGAACGUGCAAGAAGGUCUUAACUUCUAAUUAUUGCAGCAAUCAUCUCGCUAAACGUAAAAAGCCCGCUCGCUAAGCGUUACGACAAUGAAAUCCCGCGGACUGAUGAUAGCGCUAUGCAUCUGUGUGAUAGCGGCAAGCACGUACUCCGUAGAACUUCACUCACAGGAAGAAGACAUAGUGGUGGCGAGCGGACUUCAGAGAGAACGCAGGAGCCUCGAUACCAGUACCGACAGGCCGAAUGAGCCUAUCAAAAUGACGGAAAUGCGCGUGCGCUCCGAAAUAGCGCUGCGCUACGCACGCACAUCUGUGAUCACACACGUGCACAACCCCGACAUGCGGCCGCAGGAGGCCUCGUUCCACAUGCUGCUUCCGGACUCCGCUUUCAUCAGUGGAUUUACAAUGAUUAUUGAUGGAAAAUCAUACAAAGCUUUUGUUAAGGGAAAACAAGAAGCUAAACAAAUGUAUACUCAAGCAGUAUCGCAGGGCAGUGGUGCAGCUCACAUUGCUACUAAAGCUCGUGACUCCAACCACUUCACGGUGUCAGUCAACGUAGAAGGCAACACUACAGCUGUCUUCGACUUGAGAUACGAAGACUUCCUAGUCAGCCGUAACGGACUGUACAGUCACGUCAUCAACCUUCACCCUGGCGCUCUUUUGCCAAGAAUUGAGGUCGUAGUUCAUAUCAAAGAAUCACAAAAGAUCACAAAACUACAUGUUCCCGAAAUGAGGACUGGUAAUGAAAUUGAUGCGACGCAGAACAAUGCGCAAAACUCUAAGGUUGUUAUUCAAAACGGUACUAACGAGAGAGAAGUAACCAUCACUUUCACUCCUGACCUACCAGAACAGAGGAGACUUGCUAAAAUAUACACGGAAAAGAGCAAAGGUAAUGUUGCCAGUACAGCGCUCGGACAAUUUGUGGUGGAGUACGACGUACAACGAUCUAAUGAUGGUGAAAUCUUGGUAAACGAUGGCUACUUUGUACAUUUCCUGGCACCGACUUCGCUACCGCCACUGAGCAAGCACGUUGUGUUCGUGCUAGAUACAUCGGCGUCUAUGUACGGCCGAAAGAUCGAACAACUGCGAAAAGCUAUGGAUACCAUUCUCUCCGAUCUACAUCGAAACGACUACUUCAGCAUCGUUAAAUUUAACACCGAUGUUAAGAUUCUUGAAUUGAAGGAAGCUGAUAGUGAAGCGCAUUUUUUAGACUUCAACACAAAUAACUCUCCAGCACCCGCACUUGCCUCGCUGCAUAAUAUUGAUAAAGCGAAAUAUAUUAUUUCCAGUUUAUAUGUUGAAGGAGAAACUAACAUUUACAGAGGGCUCGAAGCGGCUUUGAGUCUUAUAAAAAAGGGUGUUAAUCAAGGAAAUGAAAACGCUGUAGAUGAGCCAGUUAAAAAAAGAAAGCACUUGGAGCCUAUCAUCAUCUUUUUGACGGACGGCGAGGCCAAUACCGGUGAAAGAAACACCAAAAAAAUAAUUUCACUUGUAAGUGAAAAAAACUCCGGCGAUACAAGAGCAACUUUAUACUCACUCGCUUUCGGAAAUAACGCGGACCGCGGUUUCCUGCGUAAGCUCUCGCUCCGCAAUGACGGCUUCAUGCGGCACAUCUACGAGGCAGCUGACGCGGCGCUACAGCUCCACGACUUCUACGAGCAGGUGUCCUCGCCGCUCCUCUCAGACGUGAAGUUUCUUUACCCAAAAUCUCAGGUAAAAGAAGGGUCUGUGAGCCGUCAUCGGUUCCGCACUAUUAACGCGGGCUCGGAGGUGGCUGUAGUGGGAAAGCUUGCGGAUGACACCACCGAGUUAACACCGCGAAUUGUCGGCUUCAGCGGCAAUGAAGAUGACCAGGGCCGGAAACGCUAUAAAAUUACUCCCAAAGUGGCUGUGACUCGCACAAAGGACGAGUACUUGCCACUCGAGCGGUUGUGGGCGUACCUCACCAUCAAGCAGCUUUUGGACAAGCGCGACGCUGGUGAGGACCACAGCACUGACAAAAAAGGCCCCGGGAAAAAGGCUCUAGAUAUAGCGCUUAAGUAUGCGUUCGUAACACCCCUGACUUCACUAGUAGUUGUAAAGCCGAAUGAAACCAACACUGCGGAUGUACAGCCUGCUGACAAACCAUCACUCCCGUCACGGCCGUCAUCUUUAUUGACGCCAUUCACGCAGAAGCCGUGGCGUUCUGCUUCACCGCGGCGAAAUUUAGGAUUUUUUAAGCUGCACAGUGAUUACAGUUUUUACCGAAGAAAAAGUGCUUUGCACUUUCACGAUUCAGUUGCAAAUAUCGUCGCACCCGCUAUAACUACAAGUAAAACAACUACUGGUACUCAAGCGCCAACUACAGCCUCAAAUGUAAACUACCACUUAGAUGGCUUUGAAUGGACAUCUUCAAUGCUCAACAGCAGCACUGGCGCACUUACAGUACUCGGAGAAAAUGGUACACAAGUCAUCCUUCAGUUGACGACGGACGUUGAUCCGCCAAAAAUGCAAGGUGGAGACGGGGAGUGCUUGAACAGCACGUCAACGUCAGCAGUAGGGGCGAAUGAGAACGCAGGCAGUGUCUGCGUGUACCUCACGCGAUGCUACGCCGCCCGGAGCAUCACUGCUGAUGACUAUAAGAAGAGCUACUGUAUUGUCAACAACGGAUAUGCUGGUGUCUGCUGUGCAAAGGACGAAGUUGACAGAAUCCCUUAAUUUUGUUAAUUAAUUGUUUUUUCAUCUUUAUUUAUUUUAUAUUAAUUCUUUAGUAAACAU
Pararge aegeria (speckled wood butterfly) is the source of this 2839-nucleotide messenger RNA. RefSeq names its product inter-alpha-trypsin inhibitor heavy chain H3-like. The transcript is spliced from 19 exons. Bases 173 to 2779 code for a protein of 868 amino acids. Lineage: Eukaryota; Metazoa; Arthropoda; Insecta; Lepidoptera; Nymphalidae. The record is from RefSeq and is a predicted model, not a curated record.